AGGACUGGCUGUGCUCAGCGCCACUUCCGGCUUCCGUCAUUUCAUUCUCCCGCCGAUGCGCGCAGCUCAACUCUCUGCGUUCUAUAAGCGAGCGAGCGGCCGACCUGCCAACACUCACUGACACUCACUCAUCUCAGACCGCGCCAGAGAUCGCCGCGUUUUUACAAACUCUCCUCUUUUCCUUUUUUUUACUGUAGUAAUAAAACAAGAAAGCGGACCGGAGGCAUAAAGGAGACAGGGACUUGUGGGAUGAAAACGGGGCUAAAAAGAUUCAUCCUCUCUUGAACAUCAUCACCAACCAUCAUUCAUUCAUUACCUUGACAACCUCUGGCUUUGAUUGACAGCUGGAGUGGCAAAAAGCCAUGAGACGCGACAGUUUAGUUACACGCAGGUUGUUGAUGGGCCGGCUGUAACCUUCAGUUUGGUGCUCGACUUUUUUUUUCUUUUCUUUCUUUUCUGGGGGGGCAAAGAGGAAAAGAAGAAUAAUUGCAAAACUCUUCCUGAUGCCUGCGCUCGUUCUGGAAAAUAGGAGAAUUGGGCAAGUUGCUUGAAAAAGGGGAUCUAUUGCAGCGCAUGAGUUUGUGAGCGGACUGGGAAAUUAAAUCUACGACACAGAUCCAGAGGUUUAUUGGAGCGCAGGCUGAUGGCGCAAAGGUACGAUGAGUUGGCUCAUUACGGCGGCAUGGACGGGGUCGGUAUGUACGGGGAUCCUCACGCGCCUCGGCCGCUGCCGCAGGUCCAUCAUCUGAAUCACGGACCGCCGCUCCACGCCAGCCAGCACUACGGCACACAUGCCCCCCAUCCCAAUGUCAUGCCCACCAGCAUGGGCUCAGCUGUCAACGACGUGUUAAAGAGGGAUAAAGAUCAAAUUUACGGUCAUCCUCUGUUUCCUCUGCUGGCUCUGGUCUUUGAGAAGUGUGAGCUGGCCACAUGCACUCCCCGCGAGCCCGGGGUUGCUGGAGGAGACGUGUGCUCCUCAGACUCCUUCAACGAGGACAUCGCUGUCUUCGCCAAACAGGUCCGCGCAGAAAAACCUUUGUUUUCUUCGAAUCCUGAAUUGGAUAAUUUGAUGAUACAAGCCAUACAAGUAUUACGGUUUCAUCUUUUGGAGCUAGAAAAGGUGCACGAACUCUGCGACAAUUUCUGCCAUCGGUACAUCAGCUGUUUGAAAGGAAAAAUGCCCAUAGAUUUAGUGAUUGAUGAACGGGAUGGCAACUCAAAAUCAGACCACGAGGACAUCUCGGGAUCUUCAACUAACUUAGCCGAUCAUAUGGGGAACGUGGACGGAUGGAUCCGCUCUGACCGUCUCCAGAACCCAGCGUCCUGGAGAGAUCAUGAUGACGCCACGUCCACACACUCGGCUGGCACGCCGGGACCCUCCAGCGGAGGACACGCGUCACAGAGUGGAGACAACAGCAGCGAACAAGAUGGGUUAGACAACAGCGUGGCCUCACCCGGCACGGGCGACGAUGAUGAUCCAGACAAGGACAAAAAGCGACAGAAAAAACGAGGCAUCUUCCCCAAAGUUGCCACCAACAUCAUGCGGGCAUGGCUCUUCCAGCAUCUCACACACCCGUAUCCUUCAGAAGAACAGAAGAAGCAGCUCGCUCAAGACACAGGCCUCACCAUCUUACAAGUAAACAACUGGUUCAUUAAUGCCAGAAGAAGAAUAGUGCAGCCCAUGAUUGACCAGUCAAAUCGAGCAGGUUUUCUUCUUGAUCCUUCAGUGAGCCAGGGAGCGGCGUACAGUCCGGAGGGGCAGCCCAUGGGCAGCUUCGUGCUGGACGGACAGCAACACAUGGGCAUCCGGCCGGCAGGUCCUAUGAGUGGCAUGGGCAUGAAUAUGGGCAUGGACGGCCAGUGGCACUACAUGUAACGGCUGUACAGUAAAGAAAAGGGGGAAGUCCGCGAGGCGUGCCGGGGGAGUUCGUACCUCAGCGUGGUCCUGUGGGCAUGAGCAUGGCAUCACCGACCCACCCCCCUCCACCGAAAGCCCCUCGUCUCUUGCGUUUGUCACACCGAGCUCCUCGUCACCCUCCGACCCGUGCGGCCAUGCUAAUGCACGGAGACCCCCUCCUCGAGCAGAAAUGACCACGACUCCUCUGACCCCCUGACCACAGCGCUGCUGGACCGGCCAUGACCGAAGGGAACCAACCAAUACCACCACGGAUGAACUGGACAAUAACCCCACGAAAGAUUUUUGAAGGAAAAGCGAAUGCGGUGAAGUAUCCGAAGCUUCACCUGGAAUUCCAGACGAGCCGUGAUCGCUUUUUAUCUUGUGAAUUUUGUUACUUUUGUUGCUGGAGGACCAAGAGCUGACAGAAACACUUUGUAAAGUCUUGGGUGUCUGUUCAAAACAACAGAGGAUGUUUCAACUUAUUAAAAAUACACACACACACAAACACACAUCAUGAUAAAAAAAAAAAAAAAAAAAAAAAAAUGCCAAAAGAGACUCCAAGAGUUCAAACUACUGUAGUAUAAAAGCAUAGAAACUAAAUUAAAUCUUGUACAUUUUUAUCCUCACUCACUUUAUGUUUCAUGAGCUAGUCCUAGAGUAAAUCGUUGCCCUGUUUUUCACACUGUGUGUGCUGACCCCCGAGGCAGAGGAGCUCCGAUCGCGGCAGUAACGGUGAAUCCGCCCCGUCACGGACCACACACCGGUGAUGACGACGACUGAAGCCCGCUCUCUUCACGAGACCCCUCCUCUUUUCCGUCACGCAUUUAACAUUUUUUGGUCCAUGAAUGAAUGUUGCCCUGUAGGUGAAGUUCUUCGUUUGAAUUGCCCAAGCACUGGAUUGUGUUGCUUUUAUACGUUUUUAUUAUUAUUAUUAUUAUUAUUAUUAUUAUUAAUUUUGUAUCUGGGACUCUCAGAGUAAGAGCCUUAUGAAGGACGUGUAUCCUCGAGAACCCACCACCCCGCAGCAGCUGAGCGCGUGCGGACCGAUAUAUCUGCCGAUACGACACUCAAUCCUGUGGCACAUACAGCAGAGAAGCGAGCGACGCGGUGGAAAACUUUAAAAGGAUGAAAAAAAGAAAAAAAGAACUUAAAUUAUGAACUCAAAGCUCGGCGAGAAGCUGAGACAAUAUUGUAAGAAACUUCGUACAGAGUUCAGUCUAUUAAUUGUUUCAUGUUAGAUAUUCUAUGUGUUUACCUCAAUUGAAGACGAAUGUUUUUGCUAGUUUCAGAUCUGCUGUGGCAUUGAUAUUGUUAUGUCCAUGACCCCCUUCCUUUAUCAGCACGUGCUCCACUAGAAGAUGAAAUCCUGUCUCCCUCGAGCUUUGUCAGAAAUACAUUCAGUACUUGUAUGAGGACUGUGGCGUGAUGUUUCAAAGGUGUUCAGUCACAAAUGCUGUAAUAAAUAUUUCAUUUUUGAUUUUGGUA
Molecule: messenger RNA, 3382 nt
Organism: Cyprinus carpio (common carp)
Lineage: Eukaryota; Metazoa; Chordata; Actinopteri; Cypriniformes; Cyprinidae
Product: homeobox protein Meis2-like
Exons: 13
Coding region: 644-1876 (410 amino acids)
Biological process (GO): embryonic pattern specification; positive regulation of cell population proliferation; eye development
Molecular function (GO): DNA-binding transcription activator activity, RNA polymerase II-specific; RNA polymerase II cis-regulatory region sequence-specific DNA binding
Source: RefSeq, a predicted model, not a curated record